Messenger RNA from Columba livia (rock pigeon), 636 nucleotides. RefSeq names its product ribosomal protein L30 (gene RPL30). Lineage: Eukaryota; Metazoa; Chordata; Aves; Columbiformes; Columbidae. Gene Ontology annotation, cellular component: cytosolic large ribosomal subunit. The record is from RefSeq and is a predicted model, not a curated record. The transcript is spliced from 5 exons. Gene Ontology annotation, molecular function: RNA binding; structural constituent of ribosome. Bases 166 to 513 code for a protein of 115 amino acids.
GGCGCAUUGGUAGCCGGAGGGAGGUACGGGCAGGCCGUGCGCGGCUCUCGCGAGAGCUGCCGCGCGGGGAUCCGCGAUGCCUUGUGGGAGCUCGCUCCUUUCUGGCUGCCCGGCCAUCUUGGCGGCGCGUCUCCGGUACCGCCCGACCCCGCGAGAGGCAGCAACAUGGUGGCCGCGAAGAAGACGAAAAAGUCCCUAGAGUCCAUAAACUCCAGGCUUCAGCUGGUUAUGAAAAGUGGUAAAUAUGUGCUAGGAUACAAACAGACUCUGAAAAUGAUUCGGCAGGGCAAAGCCAAGUUGGUCAUCUUAGCCAACAACUGUCCUGCUCUGAGAAAAUCAGAGAUCGAGUACUACGCUAUGCUUGCCAAGACUGGUGUCCAUCAUUACAGCGGGAACAACAUUGAAUUGGGCACAGCAUGUGGAAAAUACUACAGAGUGUGCACGCUGGCCAUCAUUGACCCAGGUGACUCUGACAUCAUUAGAAGCAUGCCAGAACAAACCAGCGAGAAGUAAAUUACCUGCUGUAAAGGUGUUAUUUCUACAAUAAAACUGGUUACAGAUCUGUUUUAAGAAAAAUUUGUAUUAUACCUUUGCUGGUUUUAGGGAACAAACUAUAUAAAUGAAGAUUCAUUACCA